AUGUCUCAAGCAAACCUCACGCUCUCCUACUACGUCUGGGCUCCCGACAGCAAGGCUGGCGACGUCGCUCAGAAACGUCAGGCCAUCCUCGCCGAGUACACCGAUUGGCACACUGCCCGCCUCGCAGAUGGAAGCGUCCAGUACGGCGGCGCCAUCCUCACGAAGGACACGAAGCUCCCACUCGCCUCCAACCCCGAGGUCGCGGGCACCAUCUUGAUCGUCAAGGCGGCCAGCCUGGAGGCCGCGCACAAGCUCGUCGAGCAGGAUCCGUGCUACAAGGCCGGCGUGUGGGACACCUCCGCCCUCAAGAUUGCGCCUGUCCUGUCCAGGACUUAG
Messenger RNA from Rhodofomes roseus, 336 nucleotides. RefSeq lists its product as uncharacterized. Lineage: Eukaryota; Fungi; Basidiomycota; Agaricomycetes; Polyporales; Fomitopsidaceae. The transcript is spliced from 3 exons. The record is from RefSeq and is a predicted model, not a curated record. The coding region runs from base 1 to 336 and encodes 111 amino acids.